Molecule: messenger RNA, 2045 nt
Organism: Balaenoptera musculus (blue whale)
Lineage: Eukaryota; Metazoa; Chordata; Mammalia; Artiodactyla; Balaenopteridae
Gene: EDNRB
Product: endothelin receptor type B
Exons: 8
Coding region: 337-1668 (443 amino acids)
Biological process (GO): vasoconstriction; enteric nervous system development; G protein-coupled receptor signaling pathway
Cellular component (GO): membrane
Molecular function (GO): endothelin receptor activity
Source: RefSeq, a predicted model, not a curated record
GCUCAAGGGGAAAGGUUGCCGCGCGGUCGCAAGGGGCGGGAGGAGUCUGGCGGUGAUUGAUGGGGAAGGGACGAAUGAAUAAAGGUACUUGUCUAGGGACAGCAAGGAUCCCGAGCAAGCUGCGGAGGCUACACGGUCAGGCAUUCCCUCAGCGUUUCGUCAGAGCCAGAUCCGCCCGCAGCUGAAGGGAGGCGCGCUCCGCUCCAGGGUAGCCUGGAGCCCAGCUGCGAGCCAAGUGAGUCCCGGGAAGGAGGUCCCCCUGCGCCUGGUGCGUCCGGUCCGCGAGACUGAAAGCUGAAGAGUGGCCACCCGACUCCCCCCGGAGCAGGCAGCAGCAUGCAGCCGCUGCCCAGCCUGUGCGGACGCGCCCUGCUGGCGCUGAUCCUUGCCUGCGGCGUGGUGGGUGUCCAGGCUGAAGAGAGGGGAUUCCCGCCGGCCGGGGCCACUCCGCCACUUCUGGGGGCCGGAGAGAUAAUGGCGCCCCCAACUAAGACCUCCUGGCCCAGGGGGUCCAACGCCAGCGUGCAGCGGUCGUCCGCAUCUCCGCAGAUGCCGAAAGGAGGGAGAAUGGCGGGAACCCCACCGCGCACCCUCCCCCCGCCCCCGUGCGAAAGACCCAUCGAGAUCAAGGAGACUUUCAAGUACAUCAACACGGUGGUGUCCUGCCUAGUGUUCGUGCUGGGCAUCAUCGGAAACUCCACACUGCUGAGAAUCAUUUACAAGAACAAGUGCAUGCGAAACGGCCCUAAUAUCUUGAUAGCCAGCCUGGCCCUGGGAGACCUGCUGCACAUCGUCAUUGAUAUCCCCAUCAAUGUCUACAAGCUACUUGCCGAGGACUGGCCCUUUGGAGUUGAGAUGUGUAAGCUGGUGCCUUUCAUACAGAAGGCCUCUGUGGGAAUCACUGUGCUGAGUCUAUGUGCUCUAAGUAUUGACAGAUAUCGAGCUGUUGCUUCUUGGAGUCGAAUUAAAGGAAUCGGGGUUCCAAAAUGGACAGCAGUAGAAAUUGUUUUAAUUUGGGUGGUCUCCGUGGUCCUGGCUGUCCCUGAAGCCGUGGGUUUUGAUAUGAUUACCACUGACUACAAAGGAAGUUAUCUGAGAAUCUGUUUGCUCCAUCCCACUCAGAAAACAGCCUUCAUGCAGUUUUACAAGACAGCUAAAGAUUGGUGGCUAUUUAGUUUCUAUUUCUGCUUGCCAUUGGCCAUCACUGCAUUGUUUUAUACCCUGAUGACCUGUGAAAUGUUGAGAAAGAAGAGUGGCAUGCAAAUUGCUUUAAAUGAUCACUUAAAGCAGAGACGGGAAGUGGCCAAAACAGUAUUUUGCCUGGUCCUUGUCUUUGCCCUGUGUUGGCUUCCUCUUCACCUCAGCAGGAUUUUGAAGCUCACUCUUUAUGAUCGGAACGAUCCCAAUAGAUGUGAACUUUUGAGCUUUUUGUUGGUAUUGGACUACAUUGGCAUCAACAUGGCCUCCCUGAAUUCCUGUAUUAACCCAAUAGCUCUGUAUUUGGUGAGCAAAAGAUUCAAAAACUGCUUUAAGUCAUGCUUAUGCUGUUGGUGCCAGUCAUUUGAAGAAAAGCAGUCCUUGGAGGAAAAGCAGUCGUGCUUAAAGUUCAAAGCUAAUGAUCACGGAUAUGACAACUUCCGUUCCAGUAAUAAAUACAGCUCAUCUUGAAAGAAGGAAUAUUCAUUUUCUUUACUUUGGACAGAAAUCAUUAAAACAAUGAGGCAUCCGCCAAACAAAACAAAACAACUGUGUGUUUGCACAAAACAAUGUAAAAAUGUAAGAGUGAUUAUUUUCUUAACACUCAGAAUUACUCAUGACAUUUUAUGAGCUGUUUACAGCCUGAGAAGAAAAGCGAUGAGAAUUAAGAAAGCCUCAUUGUGAAAGCACUUAAUCCUUUACAGUCAGCACUUCAAUGUGGCUCUUCAGAACUUCUGGUAUAUUCAUACACCACUUACGUUUAAAUUGAGCUCACUCAGAAUUCCUAUUAAAGAUGUUUAUUUUUUAAAUUAAGGUGAAUCUGAUGCAAAGGAAAAAUGUGUUGCUGC